Molecule: messenger RNA, 4368 nt
Organism: Clupea harengus (Atlantic herring)
Lineage: Eukaryota; Metazoa; Chordata; Actinopteri; Clupeiformes; Clupeidae
Gene: tbx4
Product: T-box transcription factor 4
Exons: 8
Coding region: 1087-2757 (556 amino acids)
Biological process (GO): positive regulation of DNA-templated transcription; regulation of transcription by RNA polymerase II; angiogenesis
Cellular component (GO): nucleus; chromatin
Molecular function (GO): RNA polymerase II cis-regulatory region sequence-specific DNA binding; DNA-binding transcription factor activity, RNA polymerase II-specific
Source: RefSeq, a predicted model, not a curated record
UGCAUAACACCAAAAGAAAAAUGGCUUAUUAUAUUAAGAGUUGAUUUAAAAAAAAUUAUCACAUUAUGCAGUGUCCAAAGUUAUAAAAUACCCAACAUGAUACAGGAUAACGAAUAGCAUGUUUUAAACAUAUAUUAUUGGAAAUUGCUGUGGUUUCUUGUGUAAAUUGGUGUAUUGAUUUGAAUUCAUUGCCUAGGUAUUGUAAUAAUAAAAAGACUUUUCAAAUCUUUCCAUAAUGCAUAGUAAACUUAGGGAUGUUAAAUAGGAGAGAUUCAGGAUCAGUUCACAUAUUAUAUGAUUUACAUACCAUACGUGAUAUAACGUCUUAUAAAGUCAAAAUAUUUUAGAAGACAAAUGUGUUUUACUAUAACUACCAUUUCUUAAUUUUCCAAACACACCUUCCUGAUAUGAACCAGAUAUUAAAAAUUCAACAUGAUCUUUGCAGAGAGCCUUUCCCUUAAGAUAUCCAGGAAAGAUGUUAGGAUAUAGUCACAUUAUGUUUUUUCAGGAUUCAAGUCAUUUUAAAAUUAAAACAGCAAUCCUAAUAUGUUCCUAUUCACUGUUUUUAUAAUAGUUAUUAAAUGGUAUGAUGUGAUUAAGUAUUAUUCACUUUUUUCCAAGUAAUAGUAUCUGUACAUUUUAGUUAUAUACAGGAGAGGAAGUUAAAAUCCUCGUGCUAUUGGUUGGGGACUGCCCCCAUAUAUAUACACACAACCCUGGCAUUGUUGUAUUUAGUUGUAUUUAUAUUUAAAUUAUAGGUGUCUUUUUGUUCAACAAUUGAGUGUUAUACAGUUCUAGAAAAUUGUACAUCACAAAUUUAAGAGGUGAAAUAGCUUUAUUGAUGAGAUUAUUGAAAUAAUUUGAUUGCUUACGAGUUGAAUUAGAAGACAUACAAUUAUUAACAGACUUGCUGCUAUUACGUUGAACCAAUAUAAUGUGCUUGGUGUUUUUUAAAGGUUAGAUUUUUCAUUUGCAUAUUGUCAUUCUCAGAUCUGCUCAGGUUUGACGUUGGUAGAUGUGUGUGUACCCAUACACACAUUUUACCCAUAUUUCUGAUGUAAUGGCUUUAUGGAAUGUUGAUGUUUAAUGAAUACUGUAAUGUUUGCAGAAAUGCUCCAGGAGAAGGCCUCAGCUGUGACGGAUGAGGCUGUGAAUGCAGCCCAGCCAAGUGGGCUUCCUGAGCUCACCACUGACUCCGCGCACAUGGGUCUGCCUACAACUCCCAGCAUCCCCAGCAACAGCGAGCCCGAUCAGAGCAUAGAGAAUAUCAAGGUGAUCCUCCAUGAACGAGAACUGUGGAAAAGGUUCCAUGAGGCAGGAACCGAGAUGAUCAUAACCAAAGCUGGGAGGAGGAUGUUCCCAAGCUAUAAGGUGAAGGUCAGUGGGAUGAACCCAAAAACUAAAUACAUCCUCCUUGCCGACAUCGUUCCUGCAGAUGAUCACCGCUACAAAUUCUGCGAUAACAAAUGGAUGGUGGCUGGGAAGGCAGAGCCGGCCAUGCCUGGACGGCUGUAUGUGCACCCAGACUCCCCAGCCACAGGGUCUCACUGGAUGCGGCAGCUGGUCUCCUUCCAGAAGAUGAAGCUUACCAACAACCACCUGGACCCUUUUGGCCACAUCAUUCUCAACUCUAUGCACAAGUACCAGCCCAGGUUGCACAUCGUCAAGGCGGACGAAAACAACGCCUUCGGCUCCAAGAACACGGCGUACUGUACUCACGUCUUCCACGAAACCGCCUUCAUCUCCGUGACAUCCUACCAGAACCACAAGAUUACCCAGCUGAAAAUUGAAAACAACCCGUUCGCCAAGGGCUUUCGAGGCAGCGAUGAGGGGGAUCUGCGUGUGUCCAGGCUGCAGGGGAAGGACUACCCCAUGAUUUCCAAGAGCAUGGUGCGCCAGAGGCUCAUCUCCUCGCACAGUCACCUAGCAGGGAAGCUGGGUGCGGGGAUGCUAGGUGGCCACCCACAGGUCCUCUCCCACUACCAGUAUGAGAGCGGGGUCCCCCUGUCCGGUGCAGAUUCCCAGGAGACCCUCGGCAACCACUUCCCCUCCAGCCGGGAACCCAGUCUGCUCUACCACUGCUUCAAGCACAGAGAUAACAGCAGCAGGCACCUGGAGCUUGGCUGCAAGCGGCCUUAUCUGGAGACCACAGCCCAGGCUGUCUCGGAGGAGCACUACUUCCGGCCCUCUUCCUCCUACGAGCCGCCCCUGCUCACACAUCCCUACUGCGGGGAGGCCCUGAGCUCCAGGGAGGCCUGCAUGUACGGAGGAGUGGAAGGAGAAGCCGGCCCGGGACCUGGAGGUGCAGGUGGGGAGGACUUGCCAACGCCCUCCCUUAACUGCAACAUGUGGGCAUCGGUGCAGCCGUAUCCGCGCUACGGCGUGCAGGCUGUGGACGGCGUGCCCUACCAGCCCUUCGCCACCCACUUCACCAGCUCGGCCCCCGUGGUGCCGCACCACUCGCCCACCAUGCAGCGUCCGCAACCUCCACCCCCAGACCUUGUCUUCGGCACACAGCGUGCUCUGCCCCCAGCGCCUUCCUACUCUUCAUCCACAUCUUCUUCCUCUCCGCCCGGAGUGAGCUCUCGGGAUCGGGUGGGCCACGCUUCUCUGUACCACCACAGGAAACCCGACUCACCCCUCCGGACCCACAGGGAUUUUUCCAGCUUCCCCACCCAAAGCCCCUCCACACGUGACUCAGCCUAUCAGUAUCAGAUGGGGCUGUCUGGGGUGGGAGCCCACUGGACUGACAGCUAGAGGAACACUUGGAUGCAUGGGGGGUGGGGUGUAUUCAGCACGUGACCACCUUACCUGUCAGGUGUGAGGGUGCACAUCUGUGUCGUACCUUGGUGCUGCCCCAGAAGCAUUUGAGAUUACAGUUCUAGACAGCCAUAGCAUUGGUGCUGAAUUGCACACUCAAGCCAUAGUUAGUGAGCUGAGUCAUCCAACCCUUGCAGUGUUUGCUUGGUCUGUGGUUUGUGCCAAUUAAAUAUUUAUUUCAGCUGGUUCAUGACGGUAACGAUCAGUGUGUAUGGAGAGGAUGAAGAAAUUGUGCAUUUUGCAAAGCAUGAUAUCUUCAAAAUAAGCGAUGUACGUCUCAUGGUCUUUUUGACAACUUGGGAAAAAAUAAGCGCAAAAUGUACAAAUUAUGCUCGUGACAUGCUGGGAUUGAAAAUGUCUACAGUCUGACACGUAUCCAUUUGUCUGACCUAUAUUAUACAUGUAAAUUUAUAUUUUAUGUAUGUGAAGUAUUGAUUGAAAGAUUGAGUAGACUAAAUAGGCUGGUUCGACAGCUUUUACCAGUGCAGGUCCAUAUGCAGGUACAGUCAUAAGUGCCAUUUGAAGUAACAGGUAACGGUUGUGUCUGUGAGACUAGGAUUUGAUACAGGCCCUAGCUCAACAGUAAAAUUUGAUACAAAGUUAUCCUUAUGCAGUACCUUAAGUUGCACUAAAACAAGAUGAAAUACCAAAAUAAUGUACAACUAGGUAAUUGUUUUGAAAGAUUUAUCAGCAGUUAAUAAAUAACUGUAAUAUUAUUAGAUAAUAUGUUUCAGAUUAUAUAAGUAACUCUUAAUGUAUAGGGUUCAAGGUUACAGAGACUGUUUUGUGCCAAGUUAAUCUUUACAGCUUCUCUGGACCCAUGGCAUAUUUAUGCUAAAGCUGCGCUUAAAGCUUAAUUUUGUUUUGAUUGAAAAAAGAACCCAGAUUUUGAAGUGACCUGUGCAGUUACCAUAGGGAUAACCCAGCGGAAAGACUGGAAGCAAACUGCAGUUAUUUGUGGCUUAGAUUGUAGGCAAGAACAACUUAAAGGAGAGCCUGAACUGGGUCUUGUUUGGCAAAGGUCGGCACUCGAGAACAGUCUGCAGCUCCUGGGAUGUCCGAAUUGGGCCUUGGGUGUUUCCUUUCUCUCUCUCUCUCUCUCUCCACCCGGAGCUCGACCCAUCUGAUCUGCAUCCCGGGUUCAGGCUGAUGCAGUCCAGAACAGUGUGCUUCACAGAGAGGGACAUCAGAGAAGCCCCAUGCAACCAGAUGGGGGCUUAGGAGCCGUCCUUAAGCCAGGAGGAGAGCCGAACAGAACAGAGAGCUCUGCUCAAAUCCCAGAUCCAAACGACUGAGUUGGAUAACAUCCCUACAAGACUGAAAAUGUUAAACAGUUUCAGCCAGCUGAAAGCCACAAAGCAAGUCUCAAAAGUGUAGCAGACAAAACAAAGUGAAGCCUGCACUAGUUUUGAAAACAUUACGGAUGUUGGGGAAGAAAGGAAAAAAAAUUACAUGGCAGCCUUUGACCCAAUGUGUAAGGGAUUACUUUGAAUAUUUCAGUGUUUUUUUGCACACAUUUGUUGAAUAAAUUGUAUUGUUUGCCUCCCA